Necator americanus (New World hookworm) is the source of this 585-nucleotide messenger RNA. RefSeq lists its product as uncharacterized. The record is from RefSeq and is a predicted model, not a curated record. Lineage: Eukaryota; Metazoa; Nematoda; Chromadorea; Rhabditida; Ancylostomatidae. Gene Ontology annotation, molecular function: catalytic activity. The transcript is spliced from 2 exons. The coding region runs from base 1 to 585 and encodes 194 amino acids.
AUGGUGAUCUGUACUUAUAACGCACGUACGCUUGCAUCGGAAGUGGCCAUCGAAGAUCUGAUGACGCAAGCCAAGAAGAUCAAGUACGACGUCAUCGGACUGACCGAGACGAGACGACGAACAUGCGACAGUAGAGGUGUUGGUGGAGUUGGCGUCCUCGUCAACACGAGAACGAGAACGGCAAAGAUCAUCGACUCUUUCGAACAACUUACGACCCGAAUCGGACGUCUGCGGAUGAGAAGAUGUGGUCCACCAGCUUUGACUAUCUUCGUCGGUUACGCUCCAACAUCAAGCUACGAUGAAGAAGAAGUCGAAGCUUUCUAUAUGGACCUGGAGAAGUUCUACCGAGAAGAUCAUGCCUUCUACAAGGUCAUAAUUGGCGAUUUCAACGCCAAAGUUGGCCCAAGAAGAACGCCGGAGGAACUUCACAUCGGGACCCACGGCCUACAAUGGAACGACCAGUGGGAGAGGCUCUCCGAGUUCAUCAUGACGACUAAGACCAUCCAUGGGAACUCGCAAUUCCAGAAGCCCUCCUCUCUACGCUGGACGUGGGAGUCACCCGGUGGAGGAUACCGUAAAAAAUAG